Messenger RNA from Papaver somniferum (opium poppy), 2962 nucleotides. Its product is annotated as 5-methyltetrahydropteroyltriglutamate--homocysteine methyltransferase 1-like. The record is from RefSeq and is a predicted model, not a curated record. The coding region runs from base 241 to 2664 and encodes 807 amino acids. Gene Ontology annotation, molecular function: zinc ion binding; 5-methyltetrahydropteroyltriglutamate-homocysteine S-methyltransferase activity. NCBI's taxonomy places the organism in Eukaryota, Viridiplantae, Streptophyta, Magnoliopsida, Ranunculales, Papaveraceae. The transcript has 14 exons.
GGUACCCGCCUUUGCUAGGUACCUAGUUGCUGGCAACUGAUGUCAUUUGAUCCACUCGCACCUCCUCUAUAAAGGGGGUAAAUGUAUAUGUUUGGACAGUCGUUGGGGUAUAUAACAAGCAAGAGUUUCAAAAUCCAUCAUAUAUUUGGAAAAUACACAAACACCUACGGUGCAAACCAAAAACAAGUUUUCUCUGUCAACACAACUUAACAUUCACAGGCUGCAGUUUUAGUCCGAAAUAUGCUCCGUCUAAAACCUUCAUUCUUCUCUGGAACUCUACAUCACUUUUCGUUCCUUUUACCUUCCGCACCUCCUCCUCGUUUCAUCAAUCCAAGUUAUGUUAGAGUAAGUAGAAUUAGAGCAAUGUCAUCACAUAUUGUUGGAUACCCACGUAUCGGACCCAAGAGAGAGCUUAAGUUUGCGUUAGAAUCUUUCUGGGAUGGAAAGACUGAUGCUGAGGAGUUGCAAAAGGUUGCAAAGGAUAUUCGAGUUUCAAUGUGGAAACAAAUGGCAAGUGCAGGAACUAAGUUCAUUCCAAGUAAUACCUUCUCGUAUUACGAUCAGGUUUUAGAUACUACUGCAAUGCUUGGGGCAGUUCCUCCAAGGUAUGGAUGGGUUGGAGGUGAGAUAGGAUUUGAUGUUUACUUCUCUAUGGCUAGAGGAAAUGCUGUUGUUCCUGCCAUGGAAAUGACCAAGUGGUUCGAUACCAAUUAUCAUUUUAUUGUGCCUGAACUGAGUCCUGAUCUGAAGUUCACAUAUGCUUCUCAUAAGGCAGUAGUUGAAUACAAGGAGGCCAAAGAGCUCGGAAUCGAGACAGUGCCAGUUCUUGUUGGACCUGUUUCUUACUUGUUGUUGUCAAAGCCUGCGAAGGGUGUGGAUAAAUCGUUUUCGCCUCUUUCUUUGUUGGAAAAGAUAAUUCCGGUCUAUAAGGAAGUUUUGGCCGAGUUGAAGGCAGCUGGAGCUACUUGGGUGCAGUUUGAUGAACCCACACUUGUACUAGACCUGGAAUCUCAUCAGUUAAAAGCAUUUAUUGAUGCUUAUGAGCAGCUGGAAGAGACUCUAUCUGGGAUUAGUGUUAUUCUUGAGACCUACUUUGCUGAUCUCCCUGCUGAUGCAUACAAGAUGGUCACUUCGCUAAAAGCGGUCUCUGCAAUUGGUUUGGAUCUUGUGCGUGGAGAGAAAACCUUAGAGUUAAUCAAGAACUUGGGUUUUCCAUCAGACAAGUAUUUGUUUGCAGGGGUAGUUGAUGGCAAAAAUAUUUGGGCAAAUGAUCUUGAAGCAUCUCUCGAGACGUUAAAAACCCUCGAGUCCAUCGUUGGGAAAGAGAAACUCAUGGUUUCUACUUCUUGUUCACUUAUGCACACUGCUGUUGAUCUUUUGAACGAGACAAAACUGGACGAUGAGAUUAAGUCUUGGCUAGCCUUUGCGGCACAAAAAAUCCUUGAGGUGAACGCUUUGGCUGAUGCAUUGGCUGGAGAAAAAGAUGAGGAAUUCUUUUCUGCCAAUUCCGCUGCCCAAGAAUCAAGGAAGUCGUCUGCUAGGGUCAAUGAUGAGGCAGUUCAAGAAGCUGCUUCUGCUUUGAGGGGUUCUGACCAUCGGCGUGCUACACCGGUUACUGCCAGACUCGAAGCCCAACAAAGAAAGCUUAAUCUACCGAUGCUUCCAACUACAACCAUUGGGUCUUUCCCUCAAACCAUGGAUGUCCGUAGGCUUAGGCGGGAAUACAAGAUGAACAAGAUCACUGAAGAAGAGUAUGUUGAAGCCAUCAAGGAAGAGAUAAAAAAGGUAGUCAAGAUACAGGAAGAACUGGAUAUUGAUGUUCUUGUGCAUGGAGAACCUGAGAGGAACGACAUGGUGGAAUAUUUUGGCGAGCAAUUGAAAGGCUUUGCCUUCACUGUUAAUGGAUGGGUACAGUCUUAUGGAUCACGCUGUGUAAAACCACCAAUCAUUUACGGAGAUGUGAGUCGUCCUAACCCUAUGACAGUUUUUUGGUCAAAAGCUGCACAAAGCAUAACUACUCGUCCAAUGAAGGGAAUGCUAACUGGGCCAGUCACAAUUCUCAAUUGGUCAUUUAUAAGGAAUGACCAACCCAGGUUUGAAACUUGCUACCAGAUUGCCCUGGCUAUCAAAAAUGAAGUUGAAGAUCUAGAAGCAUGUGGGAUUCAGGUGAUACAAAUUGAUGAAGCUGCACUACGAGAAGGUCUGCCUUUACGGAAGUCCGAGCAAGCUCUUUACCUGGAUUGGGCUGUUCACUCCUUCAGGAUCGCAAACUGUGGCGUCAAGGACACUACUCAGAUCCAUACUCACAUGUGCUAUUCAAACUUCAACGAUAUAAUCCACUCCAUUAUUGACAUGGACGCAGAUGUAAUCACUAUCGAGAAUUCAAGAUCUAAUGAGAAGCUCCUUUCUGUCUUCAGGGAGGGAGUUAAGUACGGUGCAGGAAUUGGGCCUGGUGUGUAUGACAUUCACUCCCCUCGGAUUCCAACAACUGAAGAGAUUGCUGAUCGAAUCAACCAAGUGUUGGCUGUUCUUGAGAGGAAUGUUGUUUGGGUGAAUCCAGAUUGUGGUUUGAAAACCAGAAAAUAUAGUGAAGUUAAACCAGCCUUGACCAACAUGGUGGCUGCUGCGAAGCUUCUGCGAACUGAGCUGGCCAGUGCCAAGUGACAUGCCCUGUUUCUGGUGUAUUUCCUUAUAACAAGAGAGCCAGUCACUUCGUAAAUAUAGCAAAUUAACAAUCAUCAUUACUAUUCAACUGCAUAUCAGUGUCAAAAUGAUCUCAACAAGUUAUCGGUUUUGGGAAGGGCUGGCAAGUUGCCUUUUGUGAUGCUCAUGGUUGUGAUGGGUAAGAAAUUUGUGUUGGGUUGUUCCAAUUCAUGUUUCAAAUGUGCAAGUCAAGCGUUCUGUUGUGUACUGUAAACUACUUUCAUGUGUUGGAAAAUGAGGCCAAAUCCCAGUUAUGCUA